AUGCAGUUGACUCUUCUCACCACCCUGCUCCUCUCCACCUCCGCUCUGGCCGCUCCCCAGAUCGACCAAAUCAUCUCUGAUGCUGCUGGUAUCGCCCAGACCGCUGUGAACGGCGGCCAGAGCAUCGCCUCCGACAUUGCCAGCGGCGCAACCGCCGUGGCAUCCGCCGUUGAGACCGGUGUCCCCGGUGCUGCCUCAUCCAUCACCUCCGCCGCGGGCGCCGCCGCCUCCAGUGCAGAGGGCUGGGGCUCCUCCGUCGCUUCUAAUGCCGAGAGCUGGGGCUCUUCCGUCGCGUCGAAUGCCGAGGGCUGGGGCUCUUCCGUCGCGUCCGAGGCCAGCUCCAAGCUGAGCGACAGCUUGACCACCCUGACCGGUACCAACGGUCAGCCCACUUCCACCGGCGUCGUGUCGACCACCUCCGCCAGCGGAACCGAGACCACCACAGGCUCCUCCAGCACCGGUACUUCUUCUUCCUCUACCUCGUCCUCUUCGGCCGGCAGCGCCUCCUCCACCACCAGCGACGACGCAGGUGCCAUGCCCACUCCCUUCAGCUUCGGUGCCGGUAUCGCCGGUGUCGCCGGUGUUCUGGGUGUCAUGGCUGCUCUGUAA
Messenger RNA from Aspergillus pseudotamarii, 609 nucleotides. Its product is annotated as putative GPI anchored protein. The record is from RefSeq and is a predicted model, not a curated record. The coding region runs from base 1 to 609 and encodes 202 amino acids. The transcript has a single exon. Lineage: Eukaryota; Fungi; Ascomycota; Eurotiomycetes; Eurotiales; Aspergillaceae.